UCACUCCAGGAAAGACGGCACAAAGGCAGGCAGCAAAAUGAAGAACUUGCUGCUUUUAGGGAUUUUUUUCUCGGCAUUCCACAUCAGCCACUCAGUAACUCCAGAAUUUUGCAAACUCCCCUUUGAUGUAGGUCGUGGUGGAAAUUUCCAGUUCUCUGUGUAUUAUGAUGUUACCAGCGAUACAUGCAACCCGUUCUUUUACCAAGGCGAAGGAGGAAAUGCCAACCGUUUUGCAAGUGACAUAGAGUGCAUGAGAAACUGUUCUGACAGAGCAGAGGAAAUUUAUCCUAUGGAUGCAUCCAAAGCAUGUCACCUUAAACACGACAAGGGUGGAUGUAACGGCAACAUUUUGAAAUUUUACUAUGACCCAGUUUAUGACAAGUGUAAGAUAUUCAUUUGGACUGGGUGCUCCGGAAAUGGUAACAGAUUUCCUGACUAUCAAACCUGCAAUACCACGUGUGAUGGCAUCCAUGACGAUGGUGAUGAGCCAGAAGAAGUCGAGUCAGACACUCCUUAUGCAAUCAUCUUUGGAGUUUUGCUUGCUAUCAUUCUUACGGCUGUCCUCAUAACUGUCAUUGUCCUGACAGUUAAGUCAAAGAAAAAGAGCACAAAAAAGAAGGCCAAGGGCAAAAGUAAUGAACCCCAGCCUGACUCACCGCUUCAGGAGAGGGCGAUUGAAAUGACAUAAAAAAAUCAUCAUAUUGUAGAGUUUUUACCAGCAUGGCUUUGGGAACUACUAUAAUUUCUUUUUUUUUUUUUUUUUUUUUUAAGCAAAUUCAUCCACAAGUUUGAAUGUGGAUAACAUUUAGACAAGUUCAACUUUGACUUUCUUUUGUCCCUU
This is a messenger RNA of Melanotaenia boesemani (Boeseman's rainbowfish), 841 nucleotides long. Its product is annotated as BPTI/Kunitz domain-containing protein. The transcript has 6 exons. The coding region runs from base 38 to 688 and encodes 216 amino acids. Gene Ontology annotation, molecular function: serine-type endopeptidase inhibitor activity. Lineage: Eukaryota; Metazoa; Chordata; Actinopteri; Atheriniformes; Melanotaeniidae. The record is from RefSeq and is a predicted model, not a curated record.